Messenger RNA from Apodemus sylvaticus (European woodmouse), 978 nucleotides. It is a transcript of the gene Art1, whose product is annotated as ADP-ribosyltransferase 1. The coding region runs from base 1 to 978 and encodes 325 amino acids. Gene Ontology annotation, molecular function: NAD+ poly-ADP-ribosyltransferase activity; NAD+-protein-arginine ADP-ribosyltransferase activity. The transcript has 4 exons. Lineage: Eukaryota; Metazoa; Chordata; Mammalia; Rodentia; Muridae. The record is from RefSeq and is a predicted model, not a curated record.
AUGAAGAUUCCUGCUAUGAUGUCUCUCCUACUGGUGUCUGUGGGUCUCAGGGAUGGAGUUCAGGUUCAAAGUUACUCCAUCUCACAACUGGACAUCUUUUCUCAAGAAAUACCCCUAGACAUGGCCCCAGCGUCCUUUGAUGACCAGUACGCUGGCUGCCUGGCAGACAUGACAGCGGCACUGCCAGAUCUCAACCGCUCAGAGUUCCAGGCCAACAGAGACUACGCGGAUGGCUGGGCUAUGGCCAACAACCAGUGGCAGGAGCGCAGGACUUGGGGUUCCGUGUGGGGCUCCUUGCCCCCGUCACCGCCGGGCUUCCGGGAUGAGCACGGGGUGGCGCUCCUGGCCUACACCGCCAACAGCCCCCUGCACAAGAAGUUCAACGCGGCAGUGCGUGAGGCAGGACGGUCUCGGGCCCACUACCUUCACCACUUCCCCUUCAAGACCCUCCACUUCCUGCUCACCGAGGCCCUGCAACUGCUUCGGAGCCACCGAUCUCGCGGGUGCCAGCAGGUGUACCGGGGGGUGCAUGGCCUGCGCUUCCGGCCAGCAGGGCCCGGCGCCACCGUUAGACUGGGGGGCUUUGCUUCCGCGUCCCUCAAGAACGUUGCCGCCCAACAAUUUGGCGAGGACACCUUCUUCGGUAUCUGGACCUGCCUCGGGGCCCCCAUCAGGGGCUACUCCUUUUUCCCUGAAGAGGAGGAGGUGCUGAUCCCCCCUUUCGAAACUUUCCAGGUGAUCAAUACAAGCCGACCCACCCAGGGUCCCGCACGCAUCUACCUCCGCGCUCUGGGCAAACGCAGUACAUACAAUUGCGAAUACAUCAAAGAAAAGAAGUGCAGGUCUGGGCCCUGCUGGCUGGAUAGCUCAGCCCCAGGCUCCCUUUCUGCCUCCUGGUCUCUUCUGCUGCUGCUCUUGUUCCUUUUGCUGAGAGCCCUUCCAGAGAAUCCAGGUCUCCAGCACCCUACCCGAUGUUAA